AUGGCUUCCCGUGGACUCCCCCGUGCCCUCCGUCUGGCCCGUGUUGCCGCCCCUCGCACAGUCAUCUCGGCCGCCCUCCCCCGGCCUGCUCUCGCUAAGGCUGCUACCCGUGUGGCUGCCUCGACCGCUCCCGUCCGUGGCGUCAAGACCAUGACCUUCGCUGAUUCCAAGGAGACCGUCUACGAGCGUGCGGAUUGGCCCCGUGAGAAGCUCCUGGAAUACUUCAAGAAUGACACUCUCGCUCUGAUCGGUUACGGUUCCCAGGGUCACGGCCAGGGUCUCAACCUCCGUGACCAGGGCCUCAAUGUUAUUGUUGGUGUCCGUAAGGAUGGUGCCUCGUGGAAGGAGGCCGUUCAGGAUGGCUGGGUUCCCGGCAAGAACCUGUUCGACCUCACCGAGGCCGUGCAGAAGGGUACCAUUGUCAUGAAUCUGCUCUCCGACGCUGCCCAGAGCGAGACCUGGCCCACCCUCAAGCCCCUGAUCACCAAGGGCAAGACUCUCUACUUCUCCCACGGUUUCUCUCCCGUCUUCAAGGAGCUCACCAAGGUCGACGUCCCCAAGGACGUUGAUGUCAUCCUUGUCGCUCCCAAGGGUUCCGGCCGUACCGUCCGCACCCUCUUCCGCGAGGGCCGUGGUAUCAACUCCUCCAUUGCCGUCUACCAGGACGUCACCGGCAAGGCCAAGGAGAAGGCUAUUGCCAUGGGUGUUGCCGUCGGUUCCGGUUACCUCUACGAGACCACCUUCGAGAAGGAGGUCUACUCCGACCUGUAUGGUGAGCGUGGUUGCCUGAUGGGUGGUAUCCACGGUAUGUUCCUCGCUCAGUACGAGGUCCUGCGUGAGCGCGGCCACAGCCCCUCCGAGGCCUUCAACGAGACCGUUGAGGAGGCCACUCAGUCUCUCUACCCCUUGAUCGGUGCCAACGGCAUGGACUGGAUGUACGCCGCUUGCUCCACCACUGCCCGUCGCGGUGCCAUCGACUGGUCCAGCCGCUUCAAGGACACCCUGAAGCCUAUUUUCAAUGAACUCUACGACAGUGUGCGUGACGGCACUGAGACCAAGCGCUCGCUCGAAUACAACUCUCAGAAGGACUACCGUGAGAAGUACGAGAAGGAGAUGCAGGACAUCCGUGAUCUCGAGAUCUGGCGCGCUGGAAAGGCCGUUCGUUCCCUCCGCCCUGAGAACCAGAAGUAA
Molecule: messenger RNA, 1191 nt
Organism: Aspergillus pseudoviridinutans
Lineage: Eukaryota; Fungi; Ascomycota; Eurotiomycetes; Eurotiales; Aspergillaceae
Product: Ketol-acid reductoisomerase
Exons: 2
Coding region: 1-1191 (396 amino acids)
Biological process (GO): L-valine biosynthetic process
Cellular component (GO): mitochondrion
Molecular function (GO): ketol-acid reductoisomerase activity
Source: RefSeq, a predicted model, not a curated record